AUGAAUAGUAAACUUGAGUUGUGUUUUAACAAUAAUAAACAAUCAAGAGAAGAUUUGCCCGAUUCUAAGCCCUUGUCUCGUAAUUCCUCAAUGAUGCUUUCACAAGAAGAGAGAGAUAAAUUAUUUGGA
This is a messenger RNA of Dentiscutata heterogama, 129 nucleotides long. The record is from the annotation of a GenBank genome assembly. Lineage: Eukaryota; Fungi; Glomeromycota; Glomeromycetes; Diversisporales; Gigasporaceae.